Molecule: messenger RNA, 6125 nt
Organism: Ictalurus furcatus (blue catfish)
Lineage: Eukaryota; Metazoa; Chordata; Actinopteri; Siluriformes; Ictaluridae
Gene: tiam2a
Product: TIAM Rac1 associated GEF 2a
Exons: 28
Coding region: 897-5825 (1642 amino acids)
Biological process (GO): activation of GTPase activity; positive regulation of axonogenesis; small GTPase-mediated signal transduction
Cellular component (GO): membrane; synapse
Molecular function (GO): protein binding; guanyl-nucleotide exchange factor activity
Source: RefSeq, a predicted model, not a curated record
ACCUCGUGCACUUUCAUCAUCAGCGCUCGGCGGUUUGAGUCUCCGCCGGGACGAUGGAUCUCGCUGCAGGGACACGCCAGGACAGCAACGCCGACUGGGUGUGUCUGUGGGGUUCAUAUGGGGUUCUAAGGUGUUUUGGGGUAGGUUCUAUGCAAGGUGAUUGCUAGGUGGUUGAUAUAUGGUUGCUAUGGUGUUCCAGGUGGUUGCUAGUGUCUUGCUAGGUGUUUCCUAGGGUGUUGCUAGUUGUAUGCUGUAGUGUCCCAGGUGGUUGCUGUGGUAUUCCAGGUGCUUGCUCGUGUGUAGCUAGGUAGUUGAUUUCGGUCUCUCAGGUGGUCAGUAUGGUGUUGCUUGGUGGUUAAUAUGGGGUUGCUAGGGUGUUGUGGAUGGUUGUUAUCCCAGAUGGUUGCUAGGUAACCAAUUGUCACCAAGAGCACAUGGAAUGCCUUGAGGAACAUGGACAGGAUUGAAACGGUCAUGAUGUUACUAGGUGGUUAAUAUGGGGUUGCUAGUUGUACGCUAUGGAGUCGAAGGUGGUUGUUGUGGUGUUGCUAUGUGCUUGAUAUGGGGUUGCUAGGAUUUGCCGUUUUCUUUCCGCUUGCUCCUGGAUUGCGUGCUCCUCCCUCAGAGUGACCUUUGUCUCCUGUCAGUCCGAGUGAAUUCGGUUCCCGGGGUCGGGGUUCGCCGAUAGCCGAUUAAUCCGCGUGUCUAACAGGAAGUGACUCCGAGAACAGCUGCUAAUAAACAACACGUUGUUGUGAUGGAACCCGGAGACUCAUGAACUUAACCAUGAAUUCGACAGAGUUGGAUUGCUAGCUGACCAAAAGAUGAUGAUGAUGAUGAUGGUUGUGCAGAUUGUGAAGCUCUAGCUGUGUAAUGAUUACUAGAACUGGUCAGGGAUGGGGAACUCGGAGAGCCAGUACAGCAUUCAGGGGUCUCGGAGCAGUAGCUUCACGCUCCCUAACAGACAGAAGUCCUAUUCAGUGAAGCUCCGUUCUUCCAAAGAAGGCUCACGAGGUCCCGGGUACAAAUCCAAAACAGUAUCGCGCGGCUGUUUGUCUCAGCACAAGGCGUGCGGUCAGUCGUCCAUGUCGAGGCACUAUGACUACGUCGCCAAAGGAAGAGAAGCGAAGAGAAGGAUCAGCGCUCAGUGGAGCGGUUCUCCGAGAGGACGGGCGAUGUCCGAGAACGGUCGCGUCGAGGAGAACGGUCGGGUUUGUAACGGUCACGCCGUGAACGGAUACAAGACGCCCGAGAGGAAGAUCGAACCGGAGGAACUGGAAGAUCAGAGCAGCCCGAGAGUCAUGAUCAAGAGUGACGGAAGCGUCCGGGUCGAGUUUAGCCAGAUGUCUAAAAACUCGACGCUUCCUGGUGAGAACGGAGGUCCCGUCCAGCUGCUGAAGUUUUCCCCAACGUCUCAGUCCGUGCCCGCUCCGGAUCGAGACGCCGGUCUGGCGGCGAAUGGCUCCAUCACCAGGAUGAGCAAACGAGGCUCGCUGAGCUCAGAAGGCAGCUGGUACGACUCGCCCUGGGUGCCCGGUGCCGAGCUGAACGACGUCGGCAUCGGCGUCGGCGUCGGCGCCUCGCCCAACAGGAUAUCAGAGACGCUUCCCUCCGUGCGCAUCGAGUACUGCGACGACCAGCUACCUCCUCUCCAUCUUUACCGGGACCCCGGCACGGCCGCCUCCUUUCCCGCCGCCAAACAUCUGACGCUUGCAAAUGAGCUCUCGUUCAAACACAGGUCCUCGUUUGUGUGCGUGAUGGAAGAACCUGUUCUCGACGAGUCCUCGGGGGCGAGGCAGUACUCUUCCUUCACUUUACCGUGUCCCAAACCCAAACCCAUCGCGGAGAACGCCGGAACGAAGGAACCGGUCCGGAACAGGAUGAGGAGGCUCAGCGAUUGGACCGGGAGUUUGACCAGAAGGAAGAAGAAGUCGAAGGAGCCGCGAUAUAAAGAGCCUGUCGAUUGUUUCGACAGCGGAGUAGACGGUCUGACGGCCGACACCAGCUCGCCGUCUCAGGUGUCCAGUCUGCUGGGGUACCCCAAGGUCCCGUCCCGGGGCCGCUCCCAAUCCCAGGUGCUGCCCUCCUGCGGCGGAUCUUUCGGCGCCCUCCAUCCGGGUACGGACGCUUUGCGGCAAAACAUCUACGACAACUUCAUGAGGGAGCUGGAGACGAGCCACACGGCGGCAGGAAGCGGCGAGGAAAGAGGCGAGAACUCUGCGGAGGACACGGAGAGUAGCAGUCAGGAGACGGUGGGCUCGCUGGAGCAGCUGGAUCUGCUGUGUGAGAAGGAGCAGGGUGUGGUCAGGAGAGCUGGCUGGUUGACCUUCAAGCCUCUGCUCACGCUGCACAAAGACCGCAAGCUGGAACUGGUGGCCAGACGCAAGUGGAAGCAGUACUGGGUGACUCUUAAAGGCUGCACUCUCCUGUUUUACGAGACGUAUGGGAAAGGUUCUCCGGAGCAGGAGACUUUACCGAGUUACGCUCUGCUGGCCGAGGACGGGAUAGUCCAGGCCGUCCCCGAACACCCGAAGAAGGAGAACGUGUUCUGCCUCAGCAAUGCCUACGGAGACGUCUACCUCUUUCAGGCCACCAGCCAAACGGAUUUGGAGAACUGGGUCACCGCGAUCCACUCGGCCAGCGCGUCUCUGGUCGCUAAGCGCCAUGGUAAGGAGGACACGCUGCUCCUGCUCCGAGGGCAGAUCCGCAGUCUGCUGCAGAAGAUCGACAUGGACGGAAAGAUGAAGAAGAUGGCGGAGCUCCAGCUGUCUAUUGUAACCGAUCCAAAGAACAGGAAGGCCAUCGAGAACCAGAUCCAGCAGUGGGAUCAGAACCUGGAGAGGUUCAACAUCGAUUUGUUCCGUAUGCGCUGCUACCUGGCCAGCCUGCAGGGAGGAGAGCUGCCCAACCCCAAGAGCCUCCUGGCCACCGCAAGCCGUCCCUCGAAAGCUGCUCUCGGCCGCCUGGGGAUCUUCUCCGUCUCCUCUUUCCACGCACUGAUCUGCUCCAGAGACGAGGCCACGCUGAGGAAGCGUUCUCUGUCCCUGUCCCAGAGAAGCCGCAGUAGGAGAGGGGUGUUCUCCUCGCUCAAAGGCCUGGACAGUUUGACCAAACGCAGCCGGGAGAAGAGACCCUGCGCCUCCCAGGUGUUUGACAGCGCUGCAGGAGAACACUUGGGCUCAGUUCCUCCGUACAGCAGAGAGAGACUGGACGCGCUGGCUGACGGUUACUCGCUGGCUCCACCCGAUGGCAGUCAGUGGGACGGAGGAGGCGUGGCGGAGAAGCCGGUGUGGGUUUACAUGCCCGACUAUCAGGCGGUCACGGUGGCUCUGAGCGAACAGCACACGGUCACGGAGCUCCUGAACACGGCCUGCAAGGCGCGGAACCUGGACCCCAGCGUACACUGCCUGCGUCUGCGCAGAUGCUUGGACGAUCAGACGGAGAUCUGGACUCCAGCACCACACGAGCUCCUUCAGGACUUGUUGUAUGAUGAGUUGGAGGUCAGCGCUCUCAGUGUGUACACUCUCCACAUGACCAAGCACACAUGCACGGGGGAUUUUGGGUUUGCCGUUACAGGACAUGUGGACGGUCUCAGCCACAGCCGCAUCUUCGUCACUGAAGUUCUCUCCGAUGGAAUCGCCUUCGGUGAAGGUCUGAGGCCGGGCGAUGAGAUCCUGGUUCUGAACGGCUGUCAGGUGUCGUCUCUGGACCUUUCUCUCAUUCAGACCCUGUUCAGUGAGAACACGCUGCACCUGACCGUCAGACGAGAGCCGACCGCCCUAACACACGCACCCCUAACACACACACGCAGCAGCCUGCAGCCAGCGAGGGACUUCCUGUACCGCCAUCAUAGAGCCAAGUCCGCUACAGACGUGUCGUGUGUGUCCGAGGCCUCGGGUAACGCCGACGUAGAGACGAAGCGACAUCAUCGCCAGAGCCUCCGAGCCGCGCAGCACAGCAAGAGCGUGGAGACUGUGUGCACUCUGUAUCACUCCUUCCAAGACGCUUCAGGUGGACUGAUGGAGGUCCAGAAGGAGACGGCGGGGGCGGACGGCGCCCUGACCAGACCCUGUCCACGACACAUGUCCGUCACCGAGAGACUGCGCAAAGUCAUCCAGGAGUUAGUGGACACGGAGAAAUCCUACGUCAAGGAUCUGAGCUGCUUGUUCGAGAUCUACCUGACGCCCCUGCAGAAGGAGACGUUUCUCACGCUGGACGAGAUGGAGAGUUUGUUUGGGAGUCUGCCGGAGAUGCUGGACUUCCAGAAGGUGUUCCUGCAAACCCUGGAGGAGAGAAUCUCCUCGACUCCGGACUUCAGCACACUCGAGACCCCUGUGCAAUUCAAGAAGCUGCUGUUUUCUCUCGGCGGAUCGUUCCUCUACUACGCCGAUCACUUCAAACUCUACAGCGGCUUCUGUGCCAACCACAUCAAGGUCCAGAAGGUUCUGGAAAGAGCUAAGACGGAUCGAGCCUUUAAGGAGUUCCUGGACGCGAGGAAUCCCACCAAGCAGCACUCGUCUACUCUCGAGUCCUAUCUGAUUAAACCGGUGCAGAGAGUGCUGAAGUACCCUCUACUGCUGCGAGAGCUGGUGUCUCUCACCGACACGGACAGCGAGGAGCACUAUCACCUCACAGAGGCCUUGAAGGCGAUGGAGAAAGUGGCCAGCCAUAUAAACGAGAUGCAGAAGAUCUACGAGGAUUACGGCGCCGUGUUUGACCAGCUGGUGGUGGAACAAAGCGGUUCGGAAAAAGAGGUCACAGAGAUUUCCAUGGGAGAGUUUCUCAUGCAUUCCUCAGUGAUGUGGCUGAACCCGCUCCCGUCUCUGGGCCGCAUGAAGAAGGAGCCGGAGUUGACCGUAUUUGUGUUUAAGAAAGCCGUGAUCCUCGUCUGCAGAGAGAGCAACAAGCUCAAGAAGAAAAUGAACGUUCCACGCUCCGCCCACUCUCACGGAGAGCAGGACCCGUUUAAGUUCCGCUGGCUCGUUCCUCGCUCCGCGCUGCAGGUCAGACUGGGCAACACGGCAGAAAGCAGCUGCGUCUGGGAGCUUAUCCACACCAAAUCCGAGCUGGAGGGCCGACCCGAGACGGUGUUCCAGCUGUGCAGCAGCACGCCUGAGAGCAAAGUGAACACGGUCAAGGUGAUCCGAGCCGUUCUGAGGGAAAACGCGCGCAAAGGGAUGCGAGGAACCGAGCGGCCAGCCGAGAGAACCUGCAAAGAACAUCUCGUUCCUCUGAGGGGAAAUUUACCUUCGUCGGCUAAACUCGGUUCCUCUCGAGCAUCCUGGAUGUGCCAGAAGCCCAUCAGCGAUUCAUUGAAGCUUGUGCAUUUAGACACCGAUUCAGCAAGUGAGAGCAGUGGAGACCCGCCCCCUGCCCCACCCACUAACUCCACCCUCAGACACAGCAGCGUGAGGGAGUCGGACAUUCUUGGCGACAAUGACGAUGGCUUCAGCGAGCGCUUGGCUCGCCGUGACUCCACCCCCGGGUCGAUCGAGACUCGGUUCCACGAGCUGUGCCUGAGCGACGGGGCCCGCGAGGACCCCGAAGGCCGUGAAGUGAACUCUCCCGAGACGCAGCCCCAGCUGAGACGGGCUCACUUCAGCGCCGUGAGGCGGCGGUCAGCGAGAAGCGAGCCGAGACGCAGCCCUGCGGCGCUGCUGAAUCUGAGGCGAAACAGCCACUCUCUGGACAACCCGUCCGAGUCCGCGGUGGUCAGCGUCGACCUGAACGCGCUGCUCGAGAGGGACUUCAGCGUCCAGAGUCUCACCUCCGUCAUUAACGAGGACUGUUUCUAUGAAAAGGGCACCACGGCUACGCCCUCAUAGCGACCAAUCUGUACACUGGAGAAGGAAACUCGAAUCUGUGUUGAACGUUCAGGUCGAUGAAUUAAAAGGUUUAGUGAGUGAUUUUGGAUGAACUGGGCGGGGCACAUUAAAAUCACUUACUGCACCUUUAAUAGCCGGAACAACGAUCCAGAUGUUGUAUCUGUUUAUUUAGUGCCUUAUUUUUUUCGCUGUGCUUUUAUUUGUACGUGCUCGGGUCUUAAUCAUCUUAUUUAUUGAUAACUAUAUUCCUUUUGAACAGAAAGCCAAACUACAGGUUAAGAUUAGAUUUUCUUUUCUUCA